CAGAAAAAAAUUACGUACAGUUAGUGAUCCCAAAAAAUGUCCCUGAAACUGAUCGUGUUGGCCGCACUGGUGGUAGUAGUUACCUCAUCCCCCACUCCAUUGCCGGGGUUAGGAUUAGGGGUACACACCAAAACAGGAAAACCAUGGUGGUCCGGAUGGAGCCGACACGACGGAAGCGCCAGGAAAGGUUCCCAGUCUGGCUUGAAGAUCGGAGGAGGUGGCUUCCUUAAUGACGAUUAUAAAUACCAUGCGGGUGACAACGUACUUCAACCUUUCGGUUACUUGGCUAAGGGAGUGACCAAUAUCGCCGGUGACGCGGGAGCCAUUUUGACUAAAAUCUCCCAUCUGAAAUACCCCGGCAACUUCGAUGACGCCAUCAACGUUAUCAUUGGUGUGGCUCGUGCGGCAAGAGGCAUCAUUAACACUCUAAUUCCUGGCCUUGGAUCGCUUUUUCAAAACAUUAUCAUCGCUAUUGCUAGGAUUGUCAUCUGCGUCGGCGGGUCACUUGGUGACAAAAAAGGUACCCCAGCGCUUUGCCAGAGCAAUUAUGGACAGCAAUGGGGCCUGUCUAGUUACACCGGUGGCUAUGCCAAUGCUGAAGUCGUCAUCAAGUUCUACAACCUUGUACAAGUUCAUUCCCAAGUGGACGAUAUCGUCGGAAAGUACACGAAUGGAAAAGGUGUCAGCUCUCUUUCAGGUACCGAUAAAAUCGUUGUGCAGUUGGUAAUCGAAUUGGGAGAUUUGAUCGACAAUAACAACGGUAAAUGGAGCCAUGAGGAUAUCGUUACAGCUUUCGUCAAGGUUUCGACCGUCAUCGGUGUUGUUGGUAACAGUUACGCUAGCGGACUUGGUGAAGAUCUUGUGGAUUCCGUAAUCGCCUACGCUGAAAGCAGUUUCAAGGCUCAAGGAUAUUCUGAUCUGGUUUCUUUGGGAUCGGAGAUAAAGAAGAGAAUUUCUGGAUACGGACAUUUCGACUUCAAUGGUGCCUUGAAAUCGGAUUCAAACAGCAGCAAUAGUUCCAAUGGCCAGUCUGGUAACAAUUCCAGCAGCUCAGACAACUCGAGCGACAACUCCAACGACAGCUCUGACAACAGUUCAAAUAAUUCAAACAAUUCAAGCUCUAGUAACAACUCCAACGACAAUUCAAACAGCAAUUCUAAUAACUCAGACAAUUCAAGUUCAAAUGGUAGUUCCAACAAUAGUUCUAGUGACAAUUCAAGUAACUCAAACAAUUCGAGUUCAAACGGCAGUUCCAACAAUGAUUCCAGUGGUAAUUCAAGUAACUCGAACAAUUCGAGUUCAAAUGAUAGUUCCAACAAUGGUUCCAGUAACAAUUCCAGCAACUCCGAUAAUUCAAGCUCAAAUGGCAAUUCCAACAAUGGAUCCAAUAGCGACAGCUCAAACAACAGUUCAAAUGGUUCAAGCAGUUCAAACAAUAGUUCCAAGAACGUACUUCGACCUUUUGGUUUCUUGGCUAAGGGAGUGACCAAUGUCGCCGGUGACGCGAGCGCCAUUUUGACUAGCAUCUCACAACUGAAAUUCCCCGGCACCUUCGAUGACGCAAUCAACGUCGUCAUUGGCGUGUCUCGUGCGGCAAGGAGCAUCAUUAACACUCUAAUUCCUGGCCUUGGAACAAUCUUUGGAAAUAUCGUCCUCGCCAUUGCUAGGAUUGUCAUCUGUGUCGGCGGAUCACUUGGUGGAAAGACAGGCUCUGCAGCACUUUGCCAGAAGAAUUACGGACAGCAAUGGGGCUUGUCUAGUUACACCGGUGGCUACGCCAGCGCUGAAGCCGUCAUCAAGUUCUACAACCUUGCACAAGUUCAUUCCCAAGUGGACGAUGUCGUCGGAAAGUACACGAAUGGAAAAGGUGUCAGCUCUCUAUCAGGCACCGAUAAAAUCGUUGUACAGUUGGUCACCGAAUUGGGAGAUCUAUUUGACAAGAACAGCGGCAAAUUCAGUCAAGAGGACUUCAUCACAGUUUUCGUCAAGGUUUCCACUGUCAUUGGUGUGGUUGGUAACAGUUACUCUAGCGGGCUUGGCGCAGAACUCGUUGAUUCCAUAAUCUCCUACGCUGAAAGCAGUUUCAAGGCUCAAGGAUACUCUGAUCUAGCUUCUUUGGGAGCGGAAAUAAAGAAGAGAAUUUCUGCAUACGGACGCUUCAACUUCAACGGUGCUUUAAAAUGGGAUUCAAACGGCAGCAGCAGUUCAAACAAUUCGAGCAACAAUUCUAACAAUAGCUCUAACAACAGUUCGAAUAACUCGAAUAAUUCCAGCUCAAACAAUGAUUCCAGCAAAAAUUCUAAUAACUCGGACAAUUCAAGCUCAAAUGACAGUUCCAACAAUAGUUCCAGUGGCAAUUCGAGUAACUCGAACAAUUCAAGCUCAAAUGACAGUUCGAACAAUAGUUCCAGUGGCAAUUCAAGUAACUCGGACAAUUCAAGCUCAAAUGACAGUUCCAACAAUAAUUCCAGUAACAAUUCAAGUAACUCGGACAAUUCCAGCUCCAACGACAGUUCCAACAAUGGUUCCACUAGCGACAGUUCUAACAACAAUUCAAAUGGUUCAAGCAGUUCGAAUUCCAACAGUGUACUUCAACCUUUUGGUUUCCUGGCUAAAGGAGUAACCAAUGUCGCUGGUGACGCGAGCGCCAUUUUGUCUAACAUCUCUCAUCUUAAAUUCCCCGGCACCUUCGAUGACGCUAUCAACGUCGUUAUUGGCGUGUCUCGUGCAGCAAGGAGCAUCAUUAACACUCUAAUUCCUGGCCUUGGAUCAAUCUUUGGAAACAUCGUCCUCGCCAUUGCUAGGAUUGUCAUCUGCGUCGGCGGAUCACUUGGUGGAAAGACAGGCUCUGCAGCACUUUGCCAGAAGAAUUACGGACAGCAAUGGGGCUUGUCUAGUUACACCGGUGGCUACGCCAGUGCUGAAGCUGUCAUCAAGUUCUACAACCUUGCACAAGUUCAUUCUCAAGUGGACGAUGUCGUCGGAAAAUACACAAAUGGAAAAGGCGUCAGUUCUCUAUCAGGCACCGAUAAAAUUGUUGUACAGUUGGUCACCGAAUUGGGAGAUCUAUUUGACAAGAACAGCGGUAAAUUCAGUCAAGAGGACUUCGUUACAGUUUUCGUCAAGGUUUCCACUGUCAUUGGUGUGGUUGGUAACAGUUACUCGGGCGGACUUGGUGCAAAACUUGUCGAUUCCGUAAUCUCCUACGCUGAAAGCAGUUUCAAGGCUCAAGGAUAUUCUGAUUUAGCUUCUUUGGGAUCGGAGAUAAAGAAGAGAAUUUCAGGAUACGGACAUUUUAACUUCAACGGUGCUUUGAAGUCGGACUCUGACUCAAACAACAGCAGUGGUUUCAACGGCCAGUCUGGCAAUAAUUCAAACAGCUCAGGCAACUCAAGCAAUAACUCUAACAACAGUUCAAAUAAUUCGAGCAAUUCCAAUGAUAGUUCUAACAACUCAAGCUCAAAUGACAGUUCCAACAAUAGUUCCAGUGACAAUUCAAGUAACUCGGGCAAUUCAAGCUCAAAUGACAGUUCCAACAAUAGUUCCAAUGGCAAUUCAAGUAACGCAAAUAAUUCGAGUUCAAACGACAGUUCCAACAAUGGUUCCAGUGGUAAUUCGAGUGACUCGAACAAUUCGAGUUCAAACGACAGUUCCAACAAUGGUUCCAGUGAUAAUUCAAGUGACUCGAACAAUUCGAGUGAUAGCUCUAACAACAGUUCAAAUGGUUCAAGCAGUUCGAACAACGUACUCCAACCUUUUGGUUUCUUGGCUAAGGGAGUGACCAAUGUUGCUGGAGACGCGAGCGCCAUUUUGACUAGCAUCUCCCAUCUGAAAUUCCCCGGCACCUUCGACGACGCCAUCAAGGUCGUCAUUGGCGUGUCUCGUGCGGCAAGGAGCAUCAUUAACACUCUAAUUCCUGGCCUUGGAUCAAUCUUUGGAAAUAUCGUCCUCGCCAUUGCUAGGAUUGUCAUCUGCGUCGGCGGAUCACUUGGUGGAAAGACAGGCUCUGCAGCACUUUGCCAGAAGAAUUACGGACAGCAAUGGGGCUUGUCUAGUUACACCGGUGGCUACGCCAGCGCUGAAGCCGUCAUCAAGUUCUACAACCUUGCACAAGUUCAUUCCCAAGUGGACGAUGUCGUCGGAAAGUACACGAAUGGAAAAGGUGUCAGCUCUCUGUCAGGCACCGAUAAAAUCGUUGUACAGUUGGUCACCGAAUUAGGAGAUCUAUUUGACAAGAACAGCGGUAAAUUCAGUCAAGAGGACUUCGUUACAGUUUUCGUCAAGGUUUCCACUGUCAUUGGUGUGGUUGGUAACAGUUACUCGGGCGGACUUGGUGCAAAACUUGUCGAUUCCGUAAUCUCCUACGCUGAAAGCAGUUUCAAGGCUCAAGGAUAUUCUGAUCUAGCUUCUUUGGGAGCGGAGAUAAAGAAGAGAAUUUCUGGAUACGGACAUUUCGACUUUAAUGGUGCCUUGAAAUCGGAUUCAAACAGCAGCAAUAGUUCCAAUGGCCAGUCUGGUAACAAUUCCAGCAGCUCAGACAACUCGAGCGACAACUCCAACAACAGCUCUGACAACAGUUCAAAUAAUUCAAACAAUUCAAACUCAAAUAACAACUCCAGCGACAAUUCAAACAGCAAUUCUAAUAACUCAGACAAUUCAAGUUCAAAUGGCAGUUCCAACAAUGGUUCCAGUGACAAUUCAAGUAACUCAAACAAUUCGAGUUCAAACGACAGUUCCAACAAUGGUUCCAGUGGUAAUUCAAGUGACUCGAACAAUUCGAGUUCAAACGACAGUUCCAACAAUGGUUCCAGUGGUAAUUCAAGUGACUCGAACAAUUCGAGUUCAAACGACAGUUCCAACAAUGGUUCCAGUGGUAAUUCAAGUGACUCGAACAAUUCGAGUUCAAACGACAGUUCCAACAAUGGUUCCAGUGGUAAUUCAAGUGACUCGAACAAUUCAAGUUCAAACGACAGUUCCAACAAUGGUUCCAGUGGUAAUUCAAGUGAUUCGAACAAUUCGAGUGAUAGCUCUAACAACAGUUCAAAUGGUUCAAGCAGUUCGAACAACGUACUCCAACCUUUUGGUUUCUUGGCUAAGGGAGUGACCAAUGUUGCUGGAGACGCGAGCGCCAUUUUGACUAGCAUCUCCCAUCUGAAAUUCCCCGGCACCUUCGAUGACGCUAUCAACGUCGUCAUUGGCGUGUCUCGUGCAGCAAGGAGCAUCAUUAACACUCUAAUUCCUGGCCUUGGAACAAUCUUUGGAAAUAUCGUCCUCGCCAUUGCUAGGAUCGUCAUCUGCGUCGGCGGAUCACUUGGUGGCAAGACAGGCUCCGCAGCACUUUGCCAGAACAAUUACGGACAGCAAUGGGGCUUGUCUAGUUACACCGGUGGCUACGCCAGUGCUGAAGCCGUCAUCAAGUUCUACAACCUUGCACAAGUUCAUUCCCAAGUGGACGAUGUCGUCGGAAAGUACACGAAUGGAAAAGGUGUCAGCUCUCUUUCAGGCACCGAUAAAAUCGUUGUACAGUUGGUCACCGAAUUGGGAGAUCUAUUUGACAAGAACAGCGGUAAAUUCAGUCACGAGGACUUCGUCACAGUUUUCGUCAAGGUUUCCACUGUCAUUGGUGUGGUUGGCAACAGUUACUCUAGCGGACUCGGUGUAAAACUUGUCGAUGCCGUAAUCUCCUACGCUGAAAGCAGUUUCAAGGCUCAAGGAUAUUCUGAUCUGGUUUCCUUGGGAUCAGAGAUUAAGAAGAGAAUUUCUGGAUACGGACGCUUCGACUUCAACGGUGCCUUGAAAUCGGACUCGAACAGCAGCAAUGGUUCCAACGGCAGUUCCAACAACAGUGCCAACUUGGGUGGCAGUUCCAACAAUGGAUUCCACAUCGGUGGCAGUUCCGACAAUGGACUCAACUUAGGUGGCAGUUCCAACAAUGGACUCAAUUUAGGGGGCAGCGGCAAAGCAAGCGGUAGUUUAGGUGGAAGUUUAAACUUAUGAGAACGUCAACUAUCCUGAUUUAUUGAUUACAGCUCCUCAUGUAAUUUAAUUGUGAAAUGUCUUUCAUUAACGAUAAGCGUACUUUUAAUUGAUUUUAUAAAAUUAAUGAUUUUAAACCAAAAACUUAUAGAAUUUUUGUUUAAUCCUCUUUUUCUAGUUUCUGCUAAUAAAUUUUGAUCAUAUCUUA
This is a messenger RNA of Galleria mellonella (greater wax moth), 6184 nucleotides long. Its product is annotated as sericin 1-like. The transcript is spliced from 63 exons. The coding region runs from base 37 to 5997 and encodes 1986 amino acids. NCBI's taxonomy places the organism in Eukaryota, Metazoa, Arthropoda, Insecta, Lepidoptera, Pyralidae. The record is from RefSeq and is a predicted model, not a curated record.